AUGGCUUCCUCUUACCCAGCUGUCGUGCUGCUACUCUUGCUGCGGUUCUCCUGCGGCGCCGUCGCCGUCUCCUCCAGCUACAUCUCAAGGACCACCGAGCAACAGAUCAUCGCCAGUGCCGCACCGGCGGCAUUUGCGGACGCCGAUGCUGAUGACCAGAGCGACCUGGAGGGGCUGCCUUUCCUCGCGUCACCCUCCGGGUCCUUCGCCGCGUACCUCCGUCGCGCCACCACCGUGGACAAUGGCGGGGACGUGUGCUACGUCGAGGUCGUCCAGCAGCAGGGCGGCGGCGGCGGGACUAGCAGCGUGUGGGAGUCGGAGUGCACGCCGGUGAGCGGCGCCGACACGUGCGACCUGGCCUUCUCGCCGGUUGGGCUGGAGCUCUUCGCCGGCGGCCAUUCCCUGUGGGACACCGCCGUGGAUUCGGACCCUGAGAUGGUCAGUCUCGACGGCGCGGGCGACAUGAGGAUCGUCAGCAGGGACGGCGUCACGGUGUGGAGGACGCGGGACGAGCCGUGGACGGGGCAGAGGUGCGGGGCGCCCUUGCCGGUGUCAUCGUCGGCUUCAACUGUCGACGUGCUCCCGCCGCCGAAGGCCACCACCGGGGCGAAGCUUCUGACGCCGCCGGCGGUCACGUCGGCUCUUGCCAGUCCGUGGGGCUCGGACUUCAGUUUCGGAGACCAGACGGCGCCGCCGUUUGACACGGAGCCGGACCAGAUGCUGCCUCCUCCGCCCCCGGCAGCUGACGACGAGGGUUCGACCGACUUGCCUGACCUGCCGCUGCCACCGCCGCCGCCCCCGGCUGACCCAUCGACCUACUGGCCGGACCUUCCGCUGCCUCCUCCGCCGGCGGACACGUACCCGAUCCCGAUCCCCGAGACGCCGGAAGUGCCUCUGUACUCCUCACCUCCUCCAGCUCCUCCAACCGCAUUUGUCCCACCUCAGACGCCGUUGCCAGCUCUGGAGACGCCCCCGUUCGUGCCACCGCCACCAGCUUCAUCGGGUGGAGACAGCGGCAUGGCAUUCAUGCCACCGCCUGCCGGCACGCCGCACCCGCACCAUCUGCCCCUGGGGGCUUCGCCUCCGCUAGUGCCGGGCGCGGUGGCGCCGAUCAGUGGCGGGCAUGGCAGGCUCCCGUUCGGGCAGGGGCAAGGCGUGUUCGGCCAGCAGCAGAACCAGGUGCUGAACGGCGGGGGGCAGCCGCUGGAAGACAGCGCCGGCGGGUGGUCGGGCAGGGAGCGCGGCGAAGCGGCCGUGAACUUGGCUUUUGUUGGUGUGGUGGCUCUGUUUUUUGGCCUUUAG
Messenger RNA from Lolium rigidum, 1302 nucleotides. RefSeq names its product formin-2-like. The record is from RefSeq and is a predicted model, not a curated record. NCBI's taxonomy places the organism in Eukaryota, Viridiplantae, Streptophyta, Magnoliopsida, Poales, Poaceae. The transcript has a single exon. Bases 1 to 1302 code for a protein of 433 amino acids.